AUGUCCGAGGAACACGGUGAUGGAAAUGAGCUUGUCACCAAGCCCUUCAAGUUUGUGACUGGUGUCGACUCCCGCUUCCCCAACCAGAACCAGACCAAGCACUGCUGGCAGAACUACGUCGACUACCACAAGUGCAUUAUCGCCAAGGGCGAAGAUUUCGCGCCUUGCCGCCAGUUCUUCCAUGCCUACAGGUCCCUCUGCCCCUCCGGCUGGUACCAGCGCUGGGACGAGCAACGAGAGGCUGGCAACUUCCCUGUGAAGCUUGACCAGUAA
This is a messenger RNA of Parascedosporium putredinis, 273 nucleotides long. The record is from the annotation of a GenBank genome assembly. NCBI's taxonomy places the organism in Eukaryota, Fungi, Ascomycota, Sordariomycetes, Microascales, Microascaceae.